AUGGAGCCCUUGACAGUGUUCAGCCGACAGGUUGAAAAGAACCGUUUGAUCCAGACAGAUUUCGGCAAGGAUCUUAGCAUCCUCAACCUGGAGCUCAAGGUCGGCCAUGAAAGCACAGACCUCAGCACCCUCGAGAACCAGUCAAUUGCCAAUCUUUUGGAAGACAAACUAUCUCAGUGCAUUCGUCACCUCGAGAACCUCCACACUCGUGUUGCUGACACCUCAUCUAAGGUGCUUGUCACUGGUGACUUAAAUUCCGGAAAGAGUACCUUUGUCAAUGCUCUCUUGAAGCGUGAACUCUUACCUGCCGAUCAGCAGCCCUGCACCAGCAUGUUCUGCGAAGUGCUUGAUUCUACUCUCAACGAUGGUCUUGAACAAGUUCACGCCAUCCCAGACGUUCAGAAAUACAACCGUCUCGAUCCUGCUACCUACCACAUCGUAGAGAUGCGCCAUUUGUACAAGGUCAUCACUGACCAGUUCGAUCUCUACAAGAUGCUCAAGAUUUACGCAAGUGAUGCUCGCUCUACUCAAGAGAGUCUUCUCCACAACGGUGUAGUUGAUAUUGCCCUUAUUGACUCUCCUGGUCUGAACACUGACUCUGUCAAGACUACUGCCGUCUUUGCUCGUCAGGAAGAAAUUGAUGUAGUCGUGUUUGUGGUGAGUGCCGAGAACCACUUUACCCUGUCCGGUAAGGAGUUCUUGUGGAAUGCUGCCAACGAAAAAACCCACAUCUUCAUUGUCGUGAACCGAUUCGACUCAAUCCGUGACAAGGACCGUUGCAAGCGUCUUAUUCUUGAACAAAUUCGCCAACUUUCACCAUCCACAUAUGCUGACGCUGAUGAUCUUGUUCACUUUGUAAGCGCCGGUAACGUGGAUCUCGAACCCGGGUCCCGCAAGCUCGAUGCCCCAGAUUUUGCCCGCCUUGAGGAACGUCUGCGUGCAUUUGUAUUGGGUAACCGCACCAAAUCAAAGCUGUCCCCGGCCAAACACUAUUUGGUCAAGCUUUUGACAGACAUCAAUGUUCUUUCCCAAGCCAACAAGCAGAUGGCUGGCCAAGAAUACGAAGAAGCCACAGAAGCCCUUCAGAAGGAUCUUCCUGCCUACGAACACCUUUUGCGUGUGCGUGAUCGUCUUCUGAACCAGGUUGAAAAGGUUGCCGAGUCGACAGUUUCUACUAUCCAAAAGAACACUAUCGCACGUCUUAAUACUGCUGUGGAACAUGUCGAGGCCGCAAUUCAAGGAAUCGAAUAUCCCGGUAUUUUCCUCGUUUGGCAAUAUGCCCAAGACAUUGCCGACUCCAUGUCUCAGUCUCUUUUGAAAGAGGUCCGUCAGGCGGAGCAGAUCGCUCGCCAGGAUACAUCCUUGUGCGUUGACCGUAUCCAUGACAUGGGUACUGAGCAUCUUGGCAAUUACCCUCGUGUAGCCGAUGUCGAGAAUAUGUUGGUCAAGAACAACUCACGCCGUGUUGAGGUUACCGUCGAGGCCACUGACUUUUUCGAUUUGGUGUUCGAUGAGAAGCUGUCGGGUGCUGCUUUGUCCCUUGGUGCUGCAGCUAUGGUUGGUGGUCGUAUGCUCGGAUUUAAAGACGCCGUCUCAAGUAUCUGGAGUGUGUCCAACAUGGUCGGUGCGCAGAACAUCCGCCGUCUGGUUGUCCCUGUCGUUAGCAUUGCUGGUAUUGGUUUGGCCGCUUAUGUUGUGUCGGAUAUGCGUAGUGCAGUUGAACGCAAACUGGUCAAGAAGUUCCAGAUUGCUGCACGCGAAACCUCUCAUGUUGAAGCACACGGUCAGCGUAUCUCUCGUGAAUCUCGCAAGGUUCUGCGCAUGGAAGGCUGGGAGAUUCACACUCGUCUCCAGAAAGCUAUUGAGAACAAAGAACAGAAGCGCAGUGAAAUGGAGAUCAUGGCCCAUGAUUCCCAAGAAACUCUUACUUACUUCAAUUCCCUUCUUGAGAAGUCUGUUCUCUUGCUUGACAACGUGAACGCCGUACAGAUCGAAGCUAAUGGUAUCCAAAGCAAGGAAAUCGAAGAGAAGGCUUGUUAA
Phycomyces blakesleeanus NRRL 1555(-) is the source of this 2040-nucleotide messenger RNA. RefSeq lists its product as hypothetical. NCBI's taxonomy places the organism in Eukaryota, Fungi, Mucoromycota, Mucoromycetes, Mucorales, Phycomycetaceae. The record is from RefSeq and is a predicted model, not a curated record. Gene Ontology annotation, cellular component: mitochondrial outer membrane. Gene Ontology annotation, biological process: mitochondrial fusion. The transcript has a single exon. Gene Ontology annotation, molecular function: GTP binding; GTPase activity. Bases 1 to 2040 code for a protein of 679 amino acids.